CUGGGUUUUGGCAGCCAUCCGCCAUCCGCCAUCCUGGCCCAUCCUAGCUCAUCCAUUAAAAACCGAUAAUACAUGCUAACCUCUAUGUAAUGUAACCAGUAUUACAGGUAUUGCAUUGUACAUACAGCGGUACAACAUCACACAACGCCGUCGACAAAAACUCCCCAUCACCUUAUUUUAUUUCUCCUUCUUCAAUACAUAGUAGUUGCGAGCAUCACUGCCAUAAUCUACUUCUUCUUUUUUUCCUCUCUUGAAGGGCCUGCCAAGUUUUAGAUCCCUUUUUUUCUUCUCCAGGCCCUCCUCUCUCUCUCUCACUUCUAUACACCGAUUCUCUAGUGACUUUAUAGAGGCUUUCUUUCGUUCAAGUACAUAUUUCCUCGCUUGUCCUUCCUGUCCAACCAGCGAAAUUCGAGCGAACCCCCCGAUACGAAUGCCUCGUGCUACUUACCGCUUCCCCCUUAUAAGUGGCCUAAUAUCUUUCCAGCUCUCGCGACGCGACCGAACUUAAUUUCUACUAUAUUCCCCCUCCUCCCCGCACGAAGUUAAUUAAGUAGCCUCUCAUGUCGCAUAGCUACGAUGUCGGUACGAGAGCUUGGCAGCCGGAUGCCACCGAGGGCUGGGUGGCGUCCGAGGUUGUCAAGAAGACCGUCGACGGUGACAAGGUGACCUUGGUAUUCAAGCUCGAAAAUGAAGAGACCAAGACGAUAGAGCUCUCCGCCGAGGCCCUGCAAAAUGCUAACGAUCCGUCUUUACCACCGUUGAUGAACCCUUCCAUGCUCGAAGCCAGCGAUGAUUUAACAAAUUUGUCCCAUCUUAACGAGCCGGCCGUACUCCAGGCCAUCCGUCUACGAUAUGCGCAAAAAGAAAUAUACACCUACAGUGGUAUAGUCCUAAUAGCUACGAACCCGUUUGCUCGGGUCGACUCUCUCUAUGUCCCGGGCAUGGUUCAAGUUUACGCUGGCAAGCAGAGGGAGACGCAAGCCCCCCAUCUGUUUGCCAUCGCUGAAGAAGCUUUCAUAAAAAUGGUUAAAGAUGGCCGGAAUCAAACAGUCGUAGUUUCGGGAGAGUCGGGUGCUGGUAAAACCGUCAGUGCCAAAUACAUUAUGCGAUACUUCGCUACGAGAGAAUCCCCAGAUAAUCCAGGGGGUCGAGUCAAGAAGGGUUCCGAAGGCAUGAGUGAGACGGAAGAGCAGAUUCUGGCGACUAACCCUAUCAUGGAAGCAUUUGGUAACGCUAAGACUACCCGAAACGACAACUCUUCGCGAUUUGGAAAGUACAUAGAGAUCAUGUUCGACAAUAAGACCAACAUUAUCGGCGCUAGGAUCCGGACGUAUCUCCUUGAACGGUCGAGAUUGGUCUUCCAACCCCUGAAGGAAAGGAACUACCACAUUUUCUAUCAGUUACUGGCCGGUGCAUCAGACAAGGAACGACAGGAGCUUAGCCUGCUACCGGUCGAGCAGUUCGACUACCUUAACCAGGGAAACUCUCCUACGAUCGAUGGCGUGGACGACAAGGCCGAGUUUUUUGCCACUAAGAGUUCACUGAAGACGAUCGGUGUCGACGAAACUCAGCAAGCCGGUAUCUUCAACCUCCUCGCCGGUCUGCUGCACCUGGGUAACGUUAAGAUCGGUGCUUCCAGGAACGACAGUGUACUAGCCCCUACAGAACCUUCUCUGGAGAAAGCUUGUAGCAUUCUUGGAAUCGACGCUACGGACUUCGCCAAAUGGAUCGUAAAGAAGCAGCUUGUCACUCGAGGCGAGAAGAUCGUCUCAAACUUGACGCAGCAGCAAGCUAUAGUCGUGCGAGACUCGGUGGCCAAAUAUAUCUACUCAAGUCUUUUCGACUGGUUGGUGGAGGUCAUCAACAGGAGUCUUGCUACCGACGAGGUUUUAAGCCGUCUUACCUCGUUCAUUGGUGUUCUUGAUAUUUACGGUUUCGAGCACUUUGCUAAGAACUCUUUCGAGCAGUUCUGUAUCAACUACGCCAAUGAAAAGCUACAGCAGCAGUUCAACUCGCACGUAUUCAGGUUAGAACAAGAAGAAUACGUGCGGGAGCAAAUCGACUGGAAGUUCAUCGAGUUCUCUGACAACCAGCCGUGUAUCGAUUUGAUUGAGGGCAAACUGGGUAUUCUGUCCCUUCUUGACGAAGAGUCUAGGUUGCCUAUGGGUGCUGAUGAGCAAUUCGUCACGAAGCUUCAUCACAACUUUUCCUCAGCUAAGAACAAGUUCUAUAAGAAGCCCCGAUUCGGGAAAUCUUCGUUUACCGUCUGCCAUUAUGCCGUCGAUGUCACGUACGAGUCGGAGGGUUUCAUCGAGAAGAACAGGGAUACAGUUCCCGACGAGCACAUGGAGAUUCUCCGAGCAACGACCAACGAGUUCCUCAGCAGCGUGCUCGCAGCAGCAUCCGCCGUCCGUGAGAAGGACGUCGCGGCUUCCGGCUCCGCCGUUGCGAAGCCCGCAGCUGGAAGGAAGAUCGGAGUUGCUGUUAACCGCAAACCGACUCUCGGUGGCAUUUUCCGUUCCUCAUUAAUCGAACUGAUGAACACCAUCGGCAACACAAACGUCCACUACAUCCGUUGUAUCAAGCCGAACGAGGCCAAGGUUGCAUGGAAGUUUGAAGGACCUAUGGUUCUCAGUCAGCUGAGAGCUUGCGGUGUCCUCGAGACUAUCCGCAUUAGUUGCGCUGGUUAUCCAGGUCGAUGGACAUACGAGGAAUUUGCCCUUCGGUACUACCUAUUAAUACCGUCCAGCCGAUGGCAAACCGAGAUUCGACAGCUCGUCAAGGAGAUUCUCGCGCAGGCACUGGGUUCGCUCACGGGUACUGGAACCGACAGCUACCAGCUAGGUUUGACCAAGAUUUUCUUCCGUGCGGGUAUGCUCGCGCACCUGGAAAACCUCCGCCAGCAACGGAUGACCGAAGCCGCUACCAUGAUCCAGAAGAAUCUCAAGGCCAAGUACUACCGACGCAAGUAUCUCGAGGCAAGAGCUGCCAUUGUUACAUUCCAGUCCCUUGCCAGAGCCUAUCAUACCCGAAAGGCCGCUCAAGAACUGCGUACAGUCAAGGCUGCAACAACAAUACAAAGAGUAUGGAAGGGAUAUAAGCAGCGCAAGGCGUUCCUGCGUGUUCGCAACAGUGUCAUACUUGUACAAGCUGUUGCGAAGGGUUAUCUGCGAAGGAAAGAGAUUAUGGAAACUCGCGUGGGCAACGCUGUUCUUCUAAUCCAACGAGUGUGGCGAUCGAGACGACAGGUCAGGACGUGGAAAAAUUAUCGCAGGAAGGUUAUCCUUGUACAGAGCUUGUGGCGCGGAAGACAAGCGAGGAAGGAAUACAAGACGAGGCGCGAGGAGGCUCGCGACCUGAAGCAGAUUUCCUACAGGCUGGAAAACAAGGUCGUCGAACUUACACAGUCUUUGGGUACUAUGAAGACCCAGAACAAGAGUCUUCAGAGCCAGGUGGAAAACUACGAGAACCAAAUCAAGUCGUGGAAGACCCGUCACAACGCCCUCGAGACCCGGACAAAAGAGCUUCAGGCCGAGGCCAACCAGGCUGGUAUCGCCGUAGCCAAGUUACAGGCUAUGGAGGAGGAGAUGAAGAAGUUGCAACAGAACUUCGACGAGUCAACCUCAAGUGUCAAGCGGAUGCAAGAGGAAGAGCGGGAGCUCAAGGAGUCCCUGCGAACCGCAAAUGCCGAGCUGGAACGCAUCAAGCGGGAGAGCACGCUUCACGAGAACGAGAAGAUGACCCUGCGAGAUCAACUAGCCCAGAUGGCCGAAGAGCUCGAGUUGGCCAAACGGUCGGUUCCUCUCAACGGAGAGCUUACCAACGGCAACGGUGUUACUGCUCCUCCCAACGGUCUCAUCAACUUGGUGUCGUCCAAGAAGCCCAAGCGCAGGAGCGCCGGCGCGGAACCCAGCGGGAUGGACCGCUUCAGUGCCGCCUACAACCCUCGCCCUGUCUCUAUGGCUGUUACCAACGCCAGACCUACCGGUGGCUACAUCCCUGCUGCCGACACUAUCGAGAUGGAGUUGGAGAACUUACUUGCCGACGAGGAUGGCUUGAACGAGGAAGUCACAUUAGGCCUAAUCAAGAACCUAAAGAUGCCAUCACCAAACACCAAUCCUCCUCCUUCGGACAAGGAGGUUCUUUUCCCCUCUUACCUCAUCAACCUUGUCACGUCCGAGAUGUGGAACAAUGGCUUCGUGAAGGAGUCGGAAAGGUUCUUGGCAAACGUUAUGCAGUCGAUCCAGCAAGAAGUGAUGCAUUACGAUGGGGACGACGCAAUCAACCCCGGUGCCUUCUGGUUGUCUAACGUGCACGAGAUGCUAUCAUUCGUAUUCCUUGCCGAGGAUUGGUACGAGGCCCAAAAGACGGACAACUACGAGUACGACCGUCUUCUGGAAAUUGUGAAGCAUGACCUUGAGAGUCUAGAAUUCAACAUAUAUCAUACGUGGAUGAAGAUAAUCAAGAAGAAGCUUCAAAAGAUGAUCAUUCCAGCCAUCAUCGAAUCCCAAUCACUACCUGGCUUCGUUACGAACGAAAGCAACAGGUUCCUCGGCAAGCUACUGGCGACCAACUCGCAGCCAGCCUACAGCAUGGAUAACCUCCUCAGCCUGCUAAAUAACGUUUUCAGGGCGAUGAAGGCUUACUACCUGGAGGACAGCAUCAUAACCCAAACCGUCACGGAACUUCUCAAGUUGGUGGGCGUCACCGCCUUUAACGAUCUGCUCAUGAGGAGAAAUUUCCUCUCAUGGAAGCGUGGUCUGCAAAUCAACUACAAUAUCACUCGAAUCGAAGAGUGGUGCAAGAGUCAUGACCUGCCCGAAGGCAUUCUGCAGCUUGAGCAUCUUAUGCAAGCAACCAAGCUCCUGCAGCUGAAGAAGGCAACUCUCAACGAUAUUGAGAUUAUCCAAGAUAUUUGCUGGAUGCUAUCUCCCAAUCAAAUCCAGAAGCUUCUGAACCAGUACCUGGUAGCAGAUUACGAGCAGCCUAUCAACGGAGAAAUCAUGAAGGCUGUCGCGUCUAGGGUAACGGAGAAGAGCGAUGUCCUUCUGCUCCAGGCUGUGGAUAUGGACGACAGCGGGCCGUAUGAGAUCGCAGAACCCCGCGCUAUUACCGCUCUGGAGACAUACACCCCGUCAUGGCUACAAACCCCUCGACUGAAGAGGUUGGCAGAGAUAGUGUCUGCUCAGGCCAUCGCGCAGCAAGAGAAGAUGGAAGCGGACGAAUACGACGGUGAUGGCGAGUUAGCCGAGGUCGACGAAGUUGAGACCGGUAGCGCGUAGAACAGCAAUACGGACGACUCAAAACCCGGCAGACCUAAGGUGCCACGUCUUCCCUUCCCAGUAAGUAUAUGGCGAGGUCCAGGCGGGUAGAGGCGAGGGAGCGAACAUGUCACGA
Messenger RNA from Daldinia caldariorum, 5397 nucleotides. Its product is annotated as putative myosin MYO2. The transcript has 7 exons. Bases 561 to 5282 code for a protein of 1573 amino acids. Gene Ontology annotation, molecular function: microfilament motor activity; actin filament binding; ATP binding. NCBI's taxonomy places the organism in Eukaryota, Fungi, Ascomycota, Sordariomycetes, Xylariales, Hypoxylaceae. The record is from RefSeq and is a predicted model, not a curated record. Gene Ontology annotation, cellular component: myosin complex; vesicle; actin cytoskeleton. Gene Ontology annotation, biological process: vesicle transport along actin filament; actin filament organization.